AUGUUCACGGAUCUCAACGUCGGUAGUGCGGUACCAAGCUUUGCGACUGGGUGGGAGGCAGCGGCUUCCACAUCCGUUAGUUUCACGGUGCCGAACAAUUGGAAAGCAGGAAGGAUCUGGGGUCGUCGGGACUGUGACUUCAGUAUACCCAAUCCAAACUCUUGCUUGGACGGAGGUUGCAACGGCAUUGGAAUGCUUUGUGACGCCCACACUGGCACAGGCGUGCCGCCAGCGACCGUUGCAGAAUUCACUCUCACCGAUCCGACGAUGGAUUUCUAUGAUGUUUCGUUGGUAGACGGGUAUAACCUGCCGAUGAGAAUCACCAAUAACGUCGGCUGUCCUGUGGCUGAGUGCCCGGUUGACCUUGGGCCAAACUGUCCUGCUCCACUCAAAGGCCCCUUCGACUCCGUUGGAUUUCCAGUGGGAUGCAAGAGCGCCUGCGACGCGAACCUUGACGGUAACCAAGCGAACAGUCCAAACUGCUGCAGCGGUAGCUUCAGCACUCCUGCUACUUGUCCCAACUCAGAGGGGAACUGCCCCAACGCCUAUGCUUAUGCGUUCGACGAGAGCAGUGGAACGGCGCUUUGGACCUGUGACUCUGCCAAGAACGCUGAUUACACUGUGAUGUUCUGCCCUUGA
This is a messenger RNA of Punctularia strigosozonata HHB-11173 SS5, 639 nucleotides long. RefSeq names its product thaumatin-like protein. The coding region runs from base 1 to 639 and encodes 212 amino acids. Lineage: Eukaryota; Fungi; Basidiomycota; Agaricomycetes; Corticiales; Punctulariaceae. The record is from RefSeq and is a predicted model, not a curated record. The transcript has 9 exons. Gene Ontology annotation, biological process: defense response. Gene Ontology annotation, cellular component: extracellular region.